AUGGACGUACUAGCGGCACGCAUGCGCGUGCUCGGCGUCACAAGCACGAAGGACCUGGAUUCAGAGAUACGCAAUAAUCUCUAUGGACUCAAAAAGGUCGGCCGACUCUGGAGUAAGCUGUUGUAUCAGCGACUCGUCGGAGGCGGGUACAUGCGGUGCAUCAGCGACAGCUGCGUAUACUACAGGCGAGUGGAAGCAGAGCUCGUGAUUGCAGGCGUCUACGUCGACGACCUACUUGUCACUAGUACGUCUAGCGUAGUUUUCAAGCGGCUCUUCGACGUGAUGCAGCGCCUCUCGGUCAAAAUCUCGGUCCAGUUGCGAAGUUCCUCGGAACGCGUGUGA
Messenger RNA from Peronospora matthiolae, 342 nucleotides. Lineage: Eukaryota; Oomycota; Peronosporomycetes; Peronosporales; Peronosporaceae. The record is from the annotation of a GenBank genome assembly.